This is a messenger RNA of Pseudozyma hubeiensis SY62, 1350 nucleotides long. Its product is annotated as potential NADH-dependent flavin oxidoreductase. NCBI's taxonomy places the organism in Eukaryota, Fungi, Basidiomycota, Ustilaginomycetes, Ustilaginales, Ustilaginaceae. The transcript has a single exon. The record is from RefSeq and is a predicted model, not a curated record. Gene Ontology annotation, molecular function: NADP binding; FMN binding; NADPH dehydrogenase activity. Gene Ontology annotation, cellular component: intracellular anatomical structure. The coding region runs from base 1 to 1350 and encodes 449 amino acids.
AUGGACGCUUCCAACUUUGUGUCCGGCCUGACCGCUCCGCUCACCAACUCGAUCGAUGCGCUCAAGAUCAGCAACUUUGUCCCCACCCGAAGCGGACACCCACCGCCGGGUUCCAUGCCCGACUCUAUUCUGCCCGAGGGUGUCGCCAAACCUGCGCUGUUCCAGACCAUGACCAUGCCAUUCGCAGAGCCCGAGCAGGCAGCCAAGAUGACCUUCAAGAACCGCGUCAUUGUUUCUCCCAUGUGUCAGUAUUCCGCCAACGACGGUUUCCCUACUCCGUACCACAUUGCGCACUUGGGCUCGUUUGCGCUCCACGGUGUGGGCAGCAUUAUGGUAGAAGCAUCGAGCGUCGAGCCCGAAGGCAGAAUCACGCCUCAAGACUUGGGUAUCUGGAGCGAGCAGCAUAGGGACGCACACAAGGCACUCGUGUCGGUGCUCAAGUCGUUCACCGAUGGACUGGCUGUUGGCGUGCAGCUGGCCCACGCUGGAAGGAAGGCUUCCGAUCACUCGCCCUUCUACCGCGGAGAGAAGAAGAAGAAGUACGUGACACGCGAGGACGGAGGUUGGCCCGAAGACGUUGUUGCCCCCUCUGCGAUCGCCUACAGCGACGAUUCGAUCACUCCGCGAGCCCUCACUACGGAACAAGUCAAGAAGCUUGAAGACAAGUUCCUCCAAUCCGCAAGGUGGGCUUUCGAAGCAGGGUACGACUUUGUCGAGCUCCACGGCGCUCACGGCUAUCUCAUGCACAACUUCCUCAGCCCCCUCUCCAACCACCGCACCGACGAAUACGGAGGAAGCCUCGAGAACCGCAGCCGCUUCAUGCUCAAUGUCGCCCGCCGAAUCCGCCAAGAGUUCCCCAACAAGGGUCUCUGGGUCCGCGUCUCCUCCACCGACUGGGCCGACAAAGCGGGCAAAGGUGAUUCCUGGACCGUCGAUCAAACCGUCCAACUCGCAAAGUGGCUUCACGAGGCCAAAGUCGACCUGAUCGACGUCAGCUCCGGCGGUCUCGUUCCGUUCCAGCAGAUCACCGUGGGUGCAGGAUACCAGCUGUUCGGAGCAAAGGCCGUACGAGAUGCUCUUGUCGAGUCGGAAGCGGAUGAGACGAAACGCAUGCUCGUGGGAGCGGUGGGAAUGAUGGAGGGAUCCAACGAUUCGCCGAGCGGAGGCGACAGGAGUGAGGUGGGAAAGCUCGCCGAGCAGUCGAUCAAGAGCGGUGAAUGCGAUGCGGUGCUGCUGGCUCGUGGACUGAUGUCCUACCCGAACUGGGUUGAGGACGCCAGCGUCGCCCUGGCCGGCACAAGGGCGGCUGGCAACCCGCAGUACCACCGUGUCCACGCUGCUAAAAAGUGA